This is a messenger RNA of Vitis riparia (riverbank grape), 4064 nucleotides long. RefSeq lists its product as uncharacterized. The transcript has 18 exons. The record is from RefSeq and is a predicted model, not a curated record. Lineage: Eukaryota; Viridiplantae; Streptophyta; Magnoliopsida; Vitales; Vitaceae. Bases 1113 to 3671 code for a protein of 852 amino acids.
UCAUUAUCAUCAUUGUCAUCGUUUUUCGGCUUCAGUGCCUGACCAGUGGAAUUCUUUUACUCAAUUUCCAACGGAGACUUUUCAGAUAAUCUGAAUUCAGCUUUGACCGCGAACGCUUCUCAGAAUCUCAGCCGUCGUUAACCAGAGAGAUUCGGAGUAUUAUGUAUGGAAAAAAAAGGAUAAUUCGUUAUAGUCUUAGUCUAUUCUUGGUUUUGAGUUUGAUGGUCAGAACACUUUGAUUCAUUUCAUGUCCAUACCGACUCAGAAAGCUUCUUCUAAAGCUGCGACAUCUUGAAUGCCUCAACUCCUCAACCCAAAAUCCUUUUCUCUAUCUCAUAUAGUCUUGUGGUGUAUUCAAUCCACGUUGUGGUCCUUUUGUGGAUUGGUACCAAAAUCUCUUGCUUUAGGUUGGAUUAUGCUCAUAGAGUAGGAUAUCAUUAUGUCUAGGUUUGAGUCUCUCAUGUUUAAUUUUGUCAUUAUCAUUUUCUUCCUUCUUUUUCUUUGGAAGGACCAUUUACAAAUUGUUUGAAAAUGACACUCAACUUAAAAAUUUGGCGUGCCAGUGCUGUUAUUCAUCACUCAUAGACUUGCAAUUGCCUUUCCUUCUGCUCUACUGCCAUGCUCAUGAUCAAGAUGUUUUGACAACUAUGCCUUAGCCCUCCAUUUUGUUUCUUGUUAGGUUGCAGAUUUUGAAUUCCUCCAUCUUUAUUUUUCAGAAUUUAUAGGAUUAGAAUUUUGGACUGCUAAUACGAGUAUUUAAUUUAAAUCAUACUUCCCCUUCCCUCAAUAAAGUUUUCUUAUGAAGUUGAUUCCCAGAUUUCCUAAAUUCUGCAUAAUAUUAGUGGAAUUCUUUGCAUUAGAGUACUAUUGCAUUCCCAACUUAUGCAAUUUAGCAGUGAGAAUAACUAAAAACACUUCUAAUGAAUUUUCAUAUCCAUCAUAAUGAAUUUUGCAGAUAAUCUUGACUCUUGAGCAAUUGGAUUUAUGGUAACUAUUCACCUCCAUCUGGAUAUUUGUUUUAAAUUUUCAAAAGUUUGGCAAAUCAUGUUAGGUGGGUGGUAGUUUUUGUUCUAUUUUCACUGCAUGUGAGGAGAAAGGUUGUGUAUCUUGCAAUGCUGCAAUGGAUGGGAGGAUCAAGGCGGAAAGUGACAACUACAAGAAAGUCAACACAAAAGAGGCAAAAGCAAUAUUUUGAGCAAAGAAAGCGACAACAGCAGCACCAUAUAGCUGGACUAGAAAGCUAUACUGAUGGGGUAAGCUUAUUAGGGCAAGACAACAAAGAACAACGAUCACUAGAUGUUCUCAGCUUGCUGAAUUUGUCAUCAAUUGCGCAAGAAUGCAAAACUUGCCCCAGUGUGGGGGAAAAUUCAGAGGUCAACACUUCCACAGUGAACUAUCAGGUUAAGAAGGGUCCACCAACAAUCCUUACCAAUGGAGUAACUCCUGCAGACUAUGUUGAAUUUAAUGAAAGAGCUUCAUCAGGCUACCAAGUGGAGAUUGUACCCCCAAAGAGUGAUGCUGAUAGGCAUAACAAUGCUUUUAAUGGAAAAGGUGACAAACCAGAUAAUUGGAAGACAGCCACAGAGCAUCAGCUCUCUGUUUUUGAUUUACUUGGUGAUGAUGGACCAUAUGGCAAUUUAGAGGGAAGUCCAGUAUAUGAAGCUCAUGUUGCAUUUUCUGUUGAAGGUUUAGGUAAAGUGGGAACAGAAACACCUGUUCAUUCACCGCACCAACCUCACAGAGUCUCUUCAUAUGAUUGCUCGUUACUGAAGGAUGCAAGGCAACUUCGCUCCUCCAAGAAUCUUAAUUUUGUGCUGGACGACCUUGAAGUUGAAGUGGGUUCCAAGAUGCAAGAUAUCAAUAUGUCACCUAGUGGCAAUUCUUUGGAGCUACCUUUCUACCCCAUGGGCAUAGAGGAUCCCUUUAGCAACCCAAAGCAGGGAGUAUCCACUUUCAGGGACUUCAUGCAUCAUGGUGGCCAUAGUAGUAAGAUAAGGAGUUCUUUUGGUGAUGAAGAAACCUUCUACAACAUUAAAGAUAAAAAUGAAAAUACAUGGAAUGGUAGUGUUGGCUUCCCAGAUUACAACUCUCCUGAUGAUUGGGAAUGUGAUCUAUCUUGGAAGCACUGGCCAGGUCAAAUGGAUGGCACUUCUGCUGAUUUUGUGAAAACUGGGAACCAUGAACUAUUAGAUUUUACAUCUGAAGGCCACUGCAUAUCGAAGAAAAGGAAUGCCAUGAAAGCAAGAGACAGAUUCAAUAUCUCAGAUUUAUCUGCCCCUUAUUUAAGGCACCAAACAUCAGAAAAUGAUCAUGACUUUGCGACUUCAGAUGGCACCAGGUCUCCUAUGCUAGGAAGGAUUUGGGGCUUUACAGGUGUAAACAACCAACCCGAUUGGCCUUCAUUUGUGACAGAAGAUUCAAGGGACAGUUUGAGUUUGCUUAGUGAAGAGUCAUGCUCAUCCAGUGCAGUGAGGGGUGAGGCAACUUAUAAUCAACCAUCAAAUUCAAUGGCUAGGAAGAGCUUGAGAAGACACGACAAAGGUUUUUGCAGCCGGGUAAAUAAGUACAGUUCGAAGAAUAUGCACACCAAAGAAGCAUGGUACAAGAAUGGGGAUGAUAUAGGAUCAAGACCUAAUAAUGCAAAUGGGUCAGGAGAGUUUACAAAGAAGUCACACCCAUCAAGUUCUAAACCAGCGAAUAACUCAAACUCUGCAUUUCUGGGAAAAGAAGGACCACAUGAGAGUUGGUUGUUUGGGGAUGGAUAUACUUCAGUUGAUAUAAAUCCAGAUUUCAGCUCUCUGUAUCAAACCUCAGAGACAAAAAAAGCACCCCCUGGCCCCAAGUUUUGGACUGACAAACUCUCAGGCGCAUUUCCAGUUCCUGAACUACAUGUUGGUGCCAAAACAUUGUAUGAGCAAUCCAUAAGGGGUUUCCCUGUGGAAUAUUCACCUUCCAGCAGUUCUUUCUAUGAAAAACCUGCAUUCUACAAACCAUCAAACCAUACACACACUUAUGGUUCCUCUAUUUUCAAUGACAUUGGGGCCAGACCUGAUGAGCCAGAUUUUUCUCUGAAAAUGGAAAGCAAGCCUCCAGAUUCGUUUCAUAUUGCUGGUUCUCUUGGAGAUAUAGAGUUCCCUGACAUAUCAAUGCAGGAAAGUGCUAGCAAAUAUGAGGAACACGCAUCAAGUAUCCAGCCAACUGAUUGCCAAAAAUUUGGGCUGGAAAAGGAAAUUUGCAAAGGGAACAAUGGCUUAUCCUCAGAAGCUAGGAAGCCAAUGGACGCUUCAGAUUCGAAGGACAACUGCAGUGGAUGCCAAGAAACAGAAGAUGAGACCCCAGAAAUAGUAGCAAAAAACUCUCCUAAAAAUGCAGAAGAGGCAUCAUCAGAGGUGAAGAUCACGGAGAGGCUCGAGGGUAGUGAAGAGGGAAAAGGAUGUCACGAUGAUACACAAUUACCUCUUGCAUUCCUCAAUAGGAAUAGAGUAAAUCAAGAAACAGAAGUUCAAGGGUCUGAAGAAAGACUGGUGAUGAGGAGAGAACAGAACAAAUGUCUUGAGACUGUCGACCCGUCCUGCCAAGUGAUGAUGCUUGAAAGCUAUGUUCUUCAACUUCUAUGUGUGCAGAAAGUACUGAAGGAAGCAUCCGCACAGGACCCUGAGAAGAAGGUAUGACAAAUUUCCAACAUUUGUUAGAGACCAGAAUCCUGUUGAAACCACAGGGUGAAGCAGUUGGCCUUUGUAGCCUGCUGUGUUCAAAUGACACUGAUUUUUAACCGCUUAGUCUAGUGACAGAGUGUGAUCUCUUCUUUCAGUAGUUCUGAAAUUUUGUACUGUACGAAAUCCGGCUCCUUCACAAAAGCCAACGAAUACACCUUAAUCCGCUUCUAAACCAACCUAACCAUAGAGGGAAAGCAAAUGCAACCCACCAAAUGAGAGAUCACUUUAUGUCACCAUUUUCUUUCAUUGUCGCUCCUGAGUCCUGAGAGACUUCCCUGCAUUUUCUCGGCUCUUAUAGGAAGGUUUGAUGAAUCAUGAAUUGUCGUUAUGUGCCAUCUCAGUUUCGUU